UCAGCGACUUAUAGCGGGACUGCGGCGGGCAUUCUGACACUGGGGGGAACUGACUUGGUGUCACUGACAUCCCCAGUGACACCAAUACAUUGAUCAGUGCUUAAAAAAAAGCACUGACGCUGUACUAAUGACACUGGGCAGGAAGUGGUUAACAUCAGGGGCGAUCAAAGAAUUAAUUAUGGGGCGAUGUGUGUGGGCUUUACUGUAAUCACACUACUCUGGAUGGCUGUUCUGUGCACAGCCAUCCAGAGCAAUGUGCCCGAGCUGACAGGGAGGAGGACUGCUAGUAGUAGUUCUCCUCACCUUCGGAGAUGCACUGUAAUC
This is a messenger RNA of Staurois parvus, 324 nucleotides long. NCBI's taxonomy places the organism in Eukaryota, Metazoa, Chordata, Amphibia, Anura, Ranidae. The record is from the annotation of a GenBank genome assembly.